AUGGAAUCACCUUCAUCAACACCUUCAACAACAACAACAACAACAACAACAGGUUACCCACAAUCAUCAAAAAGUAUAAUAAAUUCACCGAGUCAAUCAAAUAGAUUACCUCCACCACCACCACCAAGAAAGAGAGCAGGCUCGGCAGUCAGUGGUAAUGCAUGUCUUCAACAGAUCGGUAUGGGUAUGAUGAUGGGUGGUCUCGUCGGUUCGUCUAUGGGUCUACUCGGUGGUUUGGUCGGUGGUUAUAUGUCAAAUCUUAGAGGAAAGUCACUCUUGAUGUACACCGGUGGUAGUGUUUUGAAAAUGACUGGUUUCUUUGGUGGUAUCAUGUCAAUCGGUAGUGCAUUGCGUUGCGAAGAAUUAGACAUCGAACAAAUCAACAUCAACAACAACAAACUAUAUACUUUCAAACAACCAAACACUUAUUUACUACCUUUAUCAUCGAGCAAAUCAAAUUUAAAUACAUUGUAA
This is a messenger RNA of Heterostelium album PN500, 474 nucleotides long. It is a transcript of the gene romo1, whose product is annotated as MGR2/ROMO1 family protein. Gene Ontology annotation, cellular component: TIM23 mitochondrial import inner membrane translocase complex. The transcript has a single exon. Gene Ontology annotation, biological process: protein insertion into mitochondrial inner membrane; protein import into mitochondrial matrix. Lineage: Eukaryota; Evosea; Eumycetozoa; Acytosteliales; Acytosteliaceae. Bases 1 to 474 code for a protein of 157 amino acids. The record is from RefSeq and is a predicted model, not a curated record.